This is a messenger RNA of Corticium candelabrum, 746 nucleotides long. RefSeq lists its product as uncharacterized. The coding region runs from base 237 to 641 and encodes 134 amino acids. NCBI's taxonomy places the organism in Eukaryota, Metazoa, Porifera, Homoscleromorpha, Homosclerophorida, Plakinidae. The transcript has 5 exons. The record is from RefSeq and is a predicted model, not a curated record.
UAAUUUAUAUUUUGAUGUUAGUCAUCGGAGGUGGAGGCAUUUGCAUCUCGAUGAAAUGAAGUGAGUGCCUAGAUGAUAGACAGUAGAUGAGAGGGAGUCGAGAUAAAGAUAAAAGAGUAGCACAAACAAACAAUUAGAUAAAUCGAGUAGACAUACGGGUAAUUUAUAAAAUGUCCCGGAUGUUAAUUGAGAUGUAGAGUGUACUUGAUGUAUGGGGCACAUGCACACACACACAAAUGUGUGUGCAUGUGGUUCUUGAUAGUUCGAGGGCAGUACCGAAGCGUUUUGGCACUCCACAGUCUCCAAAGCCGUCUGCCUCUCCUGUCAUGUCAUCGGCACUUGCUACGAAGACAACAGACAGCACAAGGUCUUCAGGUGCAGGUACGAGAGGCACUCAGUCUCGUUCUAGUGCUGGAGUGGCUUCCAGAGGAUCAGGGAGUAUUACGACGUUGCGUUCUGGAAACAGCUCACCUCAUAUGCCGCUCACGACCACAAAGAGCAAAGAAAAGACUUCGUCACAUAUACCGUCUUCUUCACUAGUACCUGUUGCUUUGAAAGGGUCUUUUUCGAAGAAGGAUCACUCGACAACAUCCAAUGGUCGGCCGCACAUCGCUUUAUCAUCUACCAAUGAUAUAACAUAACUCAGCAUGCUGGCAUGUGAGCUGUGAUUGCCACUCAGCAGCAAUAUUUUUCUUUCUCAGUGAGACAGACAGAGAGACAGACAGAGAGACAGCUGUGGCGUCGGC